AUGGCACAGUUAAUCAUUGAAUGUAAGUUAUUCUUGUGGGAUGAAGCAUCAAUGGCAAAAAGAGACACUAUUCAAGCAUUUGACGAAUUGUUGAAAGAUCUAAUGGAGACUAGCGAUCCUUUUGGAGGUAAAGUUGUAGUUUUUGGGGGCGAUUUUCGCCAAACUCUCCCCGUUAUUCAAGGAGCUACCAAGGACCAGCUAAUUCAGGCUAGCCUCCUGCAUUCUUCAUUAUGGUCUUGUAUGCACAAAAUAAAGCUAAAACACAACAUGAGGGCUGUCUUAGAUCCUGCCUUUUCGCGAUUCUUGCUCGCUGUUGGGGAAGGUGCAGAACCUGUUGAUGCAGAUAACCAGAUUUGCUUACCAGGUCAUAUGGUUAUACCAUUCCACAAUAUAAAAGAUUCUUUAGACAGAUUUCUAACAAAAAAAAUUUCGCCCAGGCUGAUAGCUUACACGUUUCCAGAUUUGAAUCUCUACUCAUCUAAUCCGUAUGAGAUGAUCAGUAGAUGUAUUUUAACCCCAAAAAACACCUCUGUUGAAGACAUCAAUGAAAUGAUGAUUCAGAGGUUUCCUGGACAGCUUUUUACUUAUACAAGCUCUGACCAAACUGUUGAUCAGAGAUUCCAGCUGAAGGAUUGUGCAAUGGCACAAGACUUAUUUGUCGGCAGCUCUAUCUGUGCUGAGAUAGCUUUUGGUCAGUAUAAAGGGAAAAAGAUUUUCAUUCCCAGAAUCCCAUUGCAGACACCUGAUAAUGAAAAAAAUGGGAUUCCAUUCAUCAGAAGACAAUUUCCAGUUCGCCUUUGUUUUGCAAUGACAAUUAACAAGGCUCAAGGCCAAACUCUUGACUAUGUUGGUGUAUAUCUAAAGGAGCCCGUAUUUUCUCAUGGCCAACUAUACGUUGCCUUGUCCAGAGCAAAGACUGCUGAUGCAGUUAAAGUCCUCAUACUUCCAGGAACUUUUGCUGAAAUCAAAACUGACUGCAAAACAAGAAAUAUUGUGUUUGAUGAAAUAUUGCAGUUGUCUAAUUGA
Molecule: messenger RNA, 1026 nt
Organism: Coffea arabica (coffee)
Lineage: Eukaryota; Viridiplantae; Streptophyta; Magnoliopsida; Gentianales; Rubiaceae
Source: RefSeq, a predicted model, not a curated record